Babesia sp. Xinjiang is the source of this 375-nucleotide messenger RNA. Its product is annotated as Nuclear transport factor 2. The transcript is spliced from 2 exons. The record is from RefSeq and is a predicted model, not a curated record. The coding region runs from base 1 to 375 and encodes 124 amino acids. NCBI's taxonomy places the organism in Eukaryota, Apicomplexa, Aconoidasida, Piroplasmida, Babesiidae. Gene Ontology annotation, biological process: protein import into nucleus. Gene Ontology annotation, cellular component: nuclear pore central transport channel.
AUGACGGUCGGACUUAACCCACAGUUUAACCAGAUCGGUCUGGAGUUUGUUCAGAUGUACUACCGCCUUCUGGAACAAGACAGAAAUGGACUUGCUAACUUCUACAAUGAUCAGAGCAUGAUGACCUUUGAAACUUUUACAUACACUGGACAGAAGCAGAUUAUGGAGAAAUUAUUGUCGAACCCACCGUCCAAAUAUUCCAUCCUUACCUGCGAUUGCCAGCCUACACCUAACAAUGGCGUGAUAGCUUUUGCAAUUGGUGAUGUGGCGAUCGACAAUGGUCCACCGAUGAGAUUCGCACACAUUGUACAAUUGUUCCCCAAUGGAAAUAGCUAUUUUGUUCUUAAUGACAUAUUCAGGCUGUGUAUAGGAUGA